CCGCCCACGAGAGAGGAAGUGGCUUCUCCCUGGACCCCGGCGCGUGCAAAUGCCGGGAGCCAGGCUCCGAGCAGCGGGCCCCCCGCAGAGAGGGGGGCCUAGGGGCCAGGAGCGGCGGCAGCAGCUGCUGGGGAAGCAGUCGGCGCCGUGGCCCAGGCCGCGCAGCCAAGAAAAGAAGAAAGUGAAUUGCAAGCCCAAGAACCAGGAUGAACAGGAAAUCCCUUUCCGUCUCCGGGAGAUCAUGAGGAGCCGCCAGGAGAUGAAAAACCCCGUCAGUAACAAGAAGAGGAAGAAAGAGGCCCAGGCGGCCUUUAGAAGGACGUUGGAGAAGGAGGCGAGGGGAGUGGGUCCAGACAUCGCGGUCCCCAAGUUCAAGCAGAGGAAGUGGGAGUCUGACGGGGCCUACAUCCAGCGCAUGGAGCAGGCGGCCCAGCACGUGCUGUUCCUCAGCAAAAACCAGGCCGACCAGCAGCCCGAAGCGCAGGUGGCUCCCAAGAAGAAGUCGGAGGGGAAGAAAGCGUUCCUGAAGCGGCGGCGGGACAGAGUCCGGAAGAAAAGAGAGGAAAAGGCCGCGGAGAGGCUGGAGCAGGAGCUGCUCCGAGACACGGUGAAGUUUGGUGAGGUCGCCCUGCAGCCCCCCGAGCUGACCGCCCAGCCCAGGAAGAGCGGGAGCGCGGGCCAGCCUGGCAAGAAAUCGCUGAUGCUGGCGAUGCUUUUGAGCCCUGGUGGCGUGUCCCGGCCUCCACCCACCUCCAUGGCCCGACAGCGGAUCAUGGCGGAGGAGAGAGAGCGGGCUGUGCAGGCCUAUAGGGCGGUAAAGAAGGCGCAGCGGCAGUCGCAGGGGCCUCCGUCAGCCCACCUCCCUCCCAGGAAGAAGCCAGAGACCUGCCUUUGAGAGACUAGGGUUCCUGCACUCGGUGCGGUGAGGGGCCGGGGGUCCCCAGAUCAAAGUCCUUUCCCUGGACGCACCCCCCGACACAGCCUGGUGCACCAGCUCAGAGUUCGGGAAAGGGCUCGUCUUGGCUCUCAUUUUUUCCCCCCUAAACACUCUCUCAAGCGAGACCAUCCGCCAGGCCCGUCCCAUGGACAGCAUCUCCAUGGCAGGGCCAGCGCCUGGUUGAGUCACAGCCUGUCACACCUGGCACUGUCCCCGAGCAUAGCAUCACCCUCACCUGUACUGCACGCACAGGUCCGGGCUGAGACAACCGCAGGCCCAUCCCCUACUCCCAUCCCUAAGUGCCAGUUGAUUGUAGACGCUGUGGACUCGGGCGAGCCGAAUCCAUCACAGGCUCCGGGAUUCACCUGAGCAGCACGGCUGGACUGGAGGCCGGGGGCAGCCAGUGUGGGGAGGGUGGGGCAGGACCCACCAGGGGUUGCUGGCACCUACACUGCUGGCUCCCAGUGCCAGUUAAGUCCCCACGGAGGCAGCUGGAGUCCGUGCACGCCUUAGUUCUGACGUGGAGGCCGAUGACAGCACCACACCAAGGGGUGUGGCAACAGGAAGCGUUUCUCACCGGGGAGCGGUCCUCCAAACAAGACCUGGUGCCUUUGGACACUGACCUGACAGGUUCCCAGCUCUCAGGUGCACGCCUCUCCCUGCCCACGAUACGGAGCCAUUUCUGUCCGGGACCACUGUUCCCUCUGGUGGGGGGUGUGGUGCUUAGAGACCAGCAUCUGGGUUCUAGGAAUGUUCACUGAGGCUGAGAUGUCCUUGUUUCUAGACCAUUUUUGCAAAUGGGCCUUAGGAAUAUAAUUUUUUAAAUGUAUAUACAUGUAACUAAAAUUCUGAGUUUGUAUUGAUAUUUGCUAUUAAAUUUUAAUAUUUUA
Eptesicus fuscus (big brown bat) is the source of this 1827-nucleotide messenger RNA. It is a transcript of the gene CCDC137, whose product is annotated as coiled-coil domain containing 137. The record is from RefSeq and is a predicted model, not a curated record. The transcript is spliced from 6 exons. Lineage: Eukaryota; Metazoa; Chordata; Mammalia; Chiroptera; Vespertilionidae. The coding region runs from base 50 to 895 and encodes 281 amino acids.